GAGCACAGUUAGAAGACGGAAAGAGUUUUGGGAAUAAUAUUCCUUACAUAUUUCCUUUAAUAUACUUUCACAACAGAGGCCUUUGAAAUUAGAGACAAGAUUGUAGGCUUGUAUUUGGUUUAAGUUAAGCUUAGAACCAAACUGAUGUUGUAUGUAAAUUGUUUUGUAACAGUAUAUUCUCAGACCUAAUUCUUUUCAUUCUACACUAAUGUCCAGGGACUUUGAUGUGAUAUGAUAAAUGAAAGCUUGGCUUCAAAAUACGGCCUACAUGUUCAUGAAUAUUUUUGUGACAAGUGUAUUCUCUUUUUCGUGCUGUUCCUUGUAUGUUGUCAACCAACAGCAGCAGAUGUCUCAACAACAACAACAACGAUAACAACUAACAUAGUUACACAGCCGAUGAAGGUCUCAAUGGUAUGUCCUCCUUACACCUGGGGCACCAACUGUGACCAAAGCUGCAUAAAUUGUUCUGACCAUUGUGACCAGGACUUAGGAAUCUGCAAACACUGCAAGCCUGGACAUAAGUAUCCCUUCUCCUCGUGCACACAAGAGUGUGACACUUAUGAGUUUGGCAGAGAUUGUGAAGGAAGAUGUCUGAGGAAGUGUGGCACGGAUUGUUUAGAAAGAAAACAAGGCAUUUGUCCAGUGAAUAUUUGGUAUUACACUUUUAUAUUUGUGAUGGGACUUUUUAUGUUGACAGCUUUGAGAAUCAUCUUUGACUUGCAUCGUGUGGGGAAAGUAAAGAGUAUAAAGGUCAAGUUGAAGGUCAAGGUUGAUCAAGGGAGGCCAUUCAAGCCUGCACUUCUCAGUCCAGUCUUUUUUCAACGUCCGAGUGAGCUGGACAAAAAACACAGCACUGGACGUAAACAAGAUUUACUUCAAGAACUGAAUGCAAGGAAGAUCUCUUCUUUAGGAGGUACUGGAGACAGUUUGGCCUGAGGGAACCAGUCGUGGGCCGCAUUUCUGACUUGUGUUGUGUAAAUAUACAUUUCAUCCACCAGCCAAGACUCCACAAACAUUUCUAUGUUUGAAUAAUGACAACUUGUGCCCCGAUAUUCAUUGUAUAUUAUGUACAUUAUUUAUUGAUACAAUGGACCUCAUUCACCAAAAUGAGGGUGACGUGAUAACAUUAUAAAACAACGAAAAAUACUAUCACGUGAUAUCCAUUGUUGUUUCGAACCAUGUGAGAAGUUGUAUAGAAGAGAUAGGGAAGCACGUGGCUCAAUAUUAUUUGUUUUACGAUUGGUGAAUGAAGUCCGGUUUAUAUGUAAAUUAUACUAAACAAGCCUUUCUUUUUUUUUUUAGAAACUUACUUGACCUAGUUC
Biomphalaria glabrata is the source of this 1322-nucleotide messenger RNA. RefSeq lists its product as uncharacterized. Lineage: Eukaryota; Metazoa; Mollusca; Gastropoda; Planorbidae. The record is from RefSeq and is a predicted model, not a curated record. The coding region runs from base 232 to 936 and encodes 234 amino acids. The transcript has 8 exons.